Molecule: messenger RNA, 1326 nt
Organism: Argentina anserina (silverweed cinquefoil)
Lineage: Eukaryota; Viridiplantae; Streptophyta; Magnoliopsida; Rosales; Rosaceae
Product: peroxidase N
Exons: 4
Coding region: 152-1159 (335 amino acids)
Biological process (GO): hydrogen peroxide catabolic process; response to oxidative stress
Molecular function (GO): heme binding; peroxidase activity
Source: RefSeq, a predicted model, not a curated record
CAUCAUUGGCAUGCAGUUUGGCACUAUCGAUCGAUCAUUUUGUACUAAACAAUUGCUGUUUCUGGCAUGCUCUUCUCUAUAAAUAGAUCACACCUUAAGCAGAUAUAUUAACGUACACUAACUGCAGUGUGUCGUACCUUUGAUUGUAGCCAUGAAAAGUUCUUUCACCAGCAGUUUUAAUCGUCUUCGUCGUUGUUUUUUGUUAGUUAUCAUCUUAUUUGCAUUGAGUUCGGAUGUGAAAGCCCAAUUGAGUACGGAUUUCUACCAGCAAUCUUGUCCAAAUCUUCUCAAAAUAGUCCGGAAAGAGAUUCAGAAUGCUAUCAAAUCCGAAAUGAGAAUGGCUGCUUCUUUACUUCGGCUUCACUUCCACGACUGCUUUGUCAACGGUUGUGACGCGUCAAUACUACUCGAUUUAACUGAUGGCGAGAAGUCUGCCUUUCCGAACGUGAACUCGGCAAGAGGGUUUGAAGUUAUCGACGCAAUCAAAAGCUCCGUGGAGAAUUCUUGUAGUGGCGUUGUUUCUUGCGCUGAUAUACUUGCCAUUGCUGCCCGGGAUUCUGUGGUGUUAAGUGGAGGAAAUUCAUGGAAAGUUUUACUGGGAAGAAGAGACGGGUUUGUGGCAAACCAGACGGGGGCAAAUGUUGGGCUUCCUUCACCAUUUGACGCACUUGAUGUGAUCAUUUCAAAGUUCACCAAUGUAGGCCUAAACGUUACAGACGUGGUGUCUUUAUCAGGAGCUCAUACAAUUGGGUUAGCAACGUGUCGAACUUUCAGCAACAGAUUAUUCAACUUCUCAGGAACUGGCGGUCCAGACAGCACAUUAGAUUCAACUAUGGCAACUGAUCUACAGAAUCUAUGCCCUGUGACGAGCGACGGAUUCAACACGGCAGCUCUUGAUCGGAACUCGAAAGAUCUAUUCGACAACCAUUACUUUCAGAACUUGAUCAACGGAAAGGGUCUUCUCGGUUCUGAUCAGAUUUUAUUUUCUAGUGAUGGAGCCGAAACAACAAGUACGAAAAGCUUGGUUCAAAGCUAUAGCACUAAUUCCAACCUUUUCCUGACAGAUUUUGCUAAUUCUAUGAUCAAAAUGGGGAGUAUAGCCCCACUUACUGGGUCUGCUGGAGAAGUAAGAAAGAACUGCAGGGUUGUUAAUUCUUGAAUAAUUAGCAGAUAGAGUCAAAAAGUUGCUUAUUGUAAUCAGAACUAGUAAGUAGUUUUUAUUAGUUUCCGCAUAUAACUUUCAGUUAAUAAUGCCUCGAGAAAGAAAUUAAGUUAAUUUUGUGACUUUUAAUCAAUUAAGCAACAUGUGUGAGCGCGUUUUCUUUG